AUGAUGGAAAUAAGUGAAGUUCCCCAGCAGCAACAACAGCAACACCAAGGGCAGCAGUCACAACUGCCGUUGGAUUUCAGUGUUACAAUGGUUAACAUUAAACUGAACAACGUGAACGUGAAUUUGAACACGAAUAACAAUAGUAUUAGUGUUUUGAAUAACAACUCCAACCACGGUGGCGGUGGCUUAAAUCAUAGCAGCACCGGUAGUGGUGGUCAGCACGAAACAAUGGGAACUCUACUGGCUGCACAUCAACAGCAUCAGCAGCAGAUGCAGAAUGGCGGUGGAAGCUGCAGUGCUAACGGAAGCAGUAACAGCGCUGCCCUGACAAGUGCAUUCAAGGUGGUGAUGCCGCGAGGGAAGGCCGACGUAUCCGCCAACGGACUGUCGCCACUGCUGAUCAACAACGAGCUACUCGUGAACCACUACCGGCGAUUGCUGCACCCGGCAGCAGUGUCGCGACUUCCGAACGGAACCAACAACGGCUACGACGAUGGAGUGGAUGUGCAAAAAGCUAACCGUGAUGAAAUCAAAUUCGGCGUCAGUCGGCUGGUCAAGAAUGAAUCGGAAGACGAGGACAACAACAACGUGUACCACCAGUCGCACAGCCACGUGACGAAUGCUUCCUCCAAUGGGUACGACUCGAGUAGCCUCAGCGUGCGGUCGCGAUCGCGCAGCAGAUCGAGAUCCCGGGAUCGGUCCACCCGGUCUCGAUCGUCAUCGAUAGAGCUAGAAGUGGACUCUCCCCCGCCUCCACGGAUCAGCAUAUCACCGACGACGGAAAUACCGCACAUCCCGAAAAAUUCGGAAGCAUUUUCCGUAUCAGCCUUGCUGAAGCGUGAGGACGAACCCAAAUCAAAGUCGCCUUUAUCGAACGGUUCGUUCGAGUGUGUCAGACCCAACUAUAGCCAAUUUUACGAGCAAAGUUUGCUCAACCGACCACUGUUUCAUCCGUUUCCAUUCUUCGCCAUGCUGCAGCAGCAAGGUCACCAACUGAACCCCGCCUUAAGCAAGUAAAUUAGACACACCCUCGGAGUUGCACCUGAUUCCUCCGGGACUAACCACUAUCUAUUUCACAGCUAUCACCCUUCGACGCCGGAAGACAUCCUCCGGUUGCGGCAUUUCAUGGCACAGAAUGCGGCCGUUGUGGCCGGUGGGGGUGCGGGUGGAGCGAACGGUCCUUCGAUAGCCCAUCUGGACUUUGGCCAUCCGCAUCACCCGCAUCACCUGCUGAUGCGACCAGAAGUACACGCGCGGCGAGCGCACAACGGCAAACGGCCGUACGCCUGUGAGCUGUGCAACAAAACCUUCGGGCACGAGAUUAGUUUAAGUCAACAUAGGGCUGUGCAUAGUGUAGAGAAAGUGUUCGAGUGCAAGCAAUGUGGGAAGGCCUUCAAGCGAUCCAGUACCUUGUCGACGCAUCUGCUGAUUCACAGUGACACCCGGCCUUACCCGUGCGGGUUCUGUGGGAAACGGUUCCACCAGAAAAGCGACAUGAAGAAGCAUACCUACAUUCAUACUGGUGAAAAGCCCCACAAAUGCCAGGUAUGCGGUAAGGCAUUCAGCCAAAGCUCCAAUCUGAUAACCCAUUCGCGGAAGCACACGGGCUACAAACCGUUCCAGUGUGAGCUAUGCCAUAAGGCAUUCCAGCGCAAGGUGGACCUCCGACGGCACAAGGAAACACAGCACACCGAGCUCCGGCCGAUGGUCAACUAA
Molecule: messenger RNA, 1716 nt
Organism: Sabethes cyaneus
Lineage: Eukaryota; Metazoa; Arthropoda; Insecta; Diptera; Culicidae
Gene: sens-2
Product: fez family zinc finger protein 1
Exons: 7
Source: RefSeq, a predicted model, not a curated record